Cephus cinctus (wheat stem sawfly) is the source of this 6285-nucleotide messenger RNA. RefSeq names its product proteasome activator complex subunit 4B. The record is from RefSeq and is a predicted model, not a curated record. The transcript has 14 exons. NCBI's taxonomy places the organism in Eukaryota, Metazoa, Arthropoda, Insecta, Hymenoptera, Cephidae. Gene Ontology annotation, cellular component: cytosol; nucleus. Gene Ontology annotation, molecular function: proteasome binding; peptidase activator activity. The coding region runs from base 426 to 6023 and encodes 1865 amino acids. Gene Ontology annotation, biological process: proteasomal ubiquitin-independent protein catabolic process.
CAAAAUGGUUAACUUUGAAAAUGCAUAGAAAUGCAUCUAAUACUAAGGGUGAUGCAAGAAAUUAGAUCAGUAUGUAGAUGCAUUAUGAUGCAUUACCAAAUGAUAAAUUGUUUUUGUGACACAGAUUUAAAGUAGCGGUAUUUGUACAAGUGGAGAUUUAAAUGUACGGAUGAAAUUUUUUAUAAUGACAAUUGCAUUUUGCAAAAAAUUCCCGUAAUUGGGUCUUUAAUUCGUACGCUCUGAAUUGUUGAUACUAUCACAAUUUUAAGAGGGGAUUUUGUGUGACGACAGCUUUGUGCGGGACGCUUUUACCAUGCGAAAAUAUUAAAUAUGGCUUCUACUAUGAAAAUCAUGACUCGAUGAAAAUGAACACGAAUAAGCAAGGUGUUACUGACUGAAUAACUUACAAGGAAUUGUGUUUAAUCAUGGAUGACGAGAACGGUCAGGAAAUUGAAGACGACGUAACCAUGCAGUCGUCUACUGGAAGUUUGGGAUCUCAAUUUCAAAAAGAAAUUAUCUACAAUAAGUUACUUCCUUAUGCAGAAGAAUUGGAUGAAGAGUCUCAAUAUUACUUGGCUGAGAUAAAGGGGAAUCUAGCAAGAGCUGUAAUGCUUCGGGAAAUGCAACCUGGCUGUACAAUUUGGACAGCUAGCCUUUGCAAAUACAUCAAGAUUUAUGGGCUGAAGUUUAGUAAAGAGGAUCAUAUCCUCUUUAUUAAAUUAAUGUAUGAAUUGAUAACAAUACCGGAUCUGGAACCUUCAUUGGUACAUAAAUUUGGAUGUGUUUUGAUCCUGUUACUAAAAAAAAAAGAACUGAUUUCUCCAGAUGAAUUGGAACUACCAUGGAAGCCACUUUUUGAAUUAGGACGACGUGUCACACCAAGUGGAAAAACAGCUCUUGGCAUGUACCGUUAUUUUUCUUGCUUGGUGACAACUUUGGAUGCCUUAGUCCACGCUGCUAAAUUCUAUUUCCCGUUGAGUGCUACUCAAGAAAUAUUAGAUGAAUUACGACCUAUGCUCUGUCCUUUCAACGGUAACACCAUAUCUACAACUGUAGAAGCUCUUGAAUGGUUUUUACCAUUGCAUGUGCCAUCUAAUUCAAUUGGUUAUGAACUAUGGUUCAAUGAGUUUAUGAAUUUUUGGGAAGUUUGCCAUAAUGCGCCACAAUGGGAGAAUGAAAUGAUGUGGUUAAUAUCUAGAUUGGCAUUAUAUAAUAUUGGUUACAUCGAUUGGGAACCACAUAUUCCAUUAAUGUUUACAAGAUUUAUACGGUGCCUUAAUCUACCUGUUUCGUACAAGCAAACACAAAGUAGCAAGCAUCAUAAAAUUGAGAUGCCUCCAAUUGCUAUAUGGAUAGUGUCAACAUUGGGAAACGGAUCAAGUACUCAAACCUAUCUUGAGAAGUUUCUAAAAACCGUAGAAACAUAUCUUUAUCCCGCAAAUUUCGGCAGAUGGCUUGUAAAGUUAAAAGAUCUGCUAAAAAAGCUUCCGUACUACUUCAUUCUGCGUCUACAUAAGGAACGUUAUGCUAAGCCAACAUGGGAAAGACCAAUUCCAGAUACGCACAAACUGACAGAUUCAGAAAUCGAUGCUUUUGUGAAAAGUAUGAUACCAGUAGCAAUGACAGCAAUGUUUAGCAGGUUGGGUGUUAUAGAUGUUUGUCAAGCACUCCAUUACCUCGCUACCGUUAGACCUAGUUUGGUAAUUCCCGACGUCCUGGAGAGAAUGUACUCCACAUUCGACUCCUUGACAGAACCCCACAAACUAACGGCCUCUAUGGUUUGCAUGGUAUCUGUAGCACGGCCACUGGUUCAAGGAUCUCGAAAUAUAAUCAAAGGCUACACUUUCCCAGAAGGACCAUCUCACGUACUACCACUUUUAUUCUCUUCCUUACCUGGCAUUGAUCCAAAUGAUGCCAGGAAGUGUUUUGUGACCUUUCGUUUAAUAUCAGUAUACGCAACGCUAGUCCCAAUUGUAGAUUCAUCCAGAUGUACUGUGCCUAUGAGUGAGGAUGAGAGAAUGGUGUGUGAAGCAACAUCUCGGUUCGAGGAUUUCAUCCUGCAAUUUUUGGACCGAGUCUUUGCCUUUAUAGAUUCCAGUUCCUUGGAAUUCGUACGACAAGAGAGUCGUGGAAAUGACGAGAAGAGUAAACUGGAGACCAUGGUAGAGGACGCCUUACAAGCCGUAUGCACAUCUCUUCUUGUUCAAACAAGUGAUGCAAUUUUCAAUUGCGCUUUGCACAAACUGCGCGCUUUCAUCACGGAACGCAUCCUAGAAACAAAAAUUGCCGGGCAAUUAGCUGCUGUCCUGUGCUACGUCUUUGCUCGUGUCAAUGGUCAAGCAACAUUACGUGCCUUAGUGCCAACGCUCUCUCAGACUAUAUUUGAUGCUAUUGAUGAGGGUGAUGAUGUUAUUAAGGAAGAAAAUUUAGACAAAAGACUUUUGUAUGCCAUGCUUCUGCUCUCUCAAAUGACUAACACACCUGGACGAAAUUUACUACCGCAUAUAAAUACCUUGAUAAAAGUCCUUGAUAAGAUAUUGUAUCUCAAGUCGCGAGAAGGUAGUCAAAUUGCCUGCAGACUUCUCAAAUUUCUCCUAUACGCUUUAUCUACUGUGACACCGGUUACAUUUCCUUCUACGGGAAAAGAAUUCAAUGACCCCGAAUAUCCUUACAUCAGAGACUGGGGUAAAGCCUUGGAUCUCAAUACGUUAAUGGUAUCUGAUGGGAAAUAUCAAAUUAAGUGGUACAUUCCAGGAGAAGAGGAAAUUGCUAUGAUACAACAAAUUUUCUCUAAGUAUCUCAUGCCUGAAGUAGCUAAGCUUGAACAGUACAGUGCAAAUAAAAUUUCAUUGACAAGGGAGGAGCUCCUGAGCAGUUUGAAUGUGGUGAAUAGUAUUAUUGGUGGCUGCACAUCUGUUUUGCCAAUGUGGAAAGAACCUCCCAUCGAGUUAAUGAAGUCGUCGUUACCUUGGACGCCAUUCCUACCGACUACCGGAAUUAAAGGAGAAGUUCAAAUGCCAGAUGGAAGUAAUGUCAGGAAAUACAUGGCUCGUGUCAUGAGCAAUUUGCAGGCUACAAUGUUAAAAAAGUCUGAAGAUGAUACCAAAAGUUUAUUCCAUAUGAUACACAUUUGGAGUAGCUUGUUCAUGGAUAAGGAACGUCUACGAGAUUCUUACGAGGCUCGACGUAAAAGUUUCCAGGUAGCAAAAAAAGUACUUGAGGAUAAAUUAAUUGGAAAGAAGGGACGUAUCGCGUCGUUCGUACACGAAAGAACAGACAUUCAGCACGAAUCACGUUUGCAGUCUCAGUCUCAUUGUCUAACAGAAACUCAUAAGCUCAUUAUGCUCGAGUUAUUGACAUUGGCGACUAGCACGUAUGCUGGUAUACGCAUAGAAGCCCAAACUGUACUUUUUAGUAUUUUGCAACAUUAUGCGUAUUCUUAUACCUUCCUUAUCCCUCGCAUUGUUGAGAUAUUGGCUAUGGAUCCUGAAGAAAAUCACGAUGCACACAAGGGAGUUUUGUACCUUCUGUUGGGACCUGAGCAAGAUCCUUUAUUGACAAAACGAGAUUGGCCUCUGGUGAAGAUACUUUGGCCGGCUAUUGUCACGUCCAAACCAUCUGAGAAGUUAUCCGUCAUUCGCUUGAAAGAAAUACUCGUAGACUCUGUUCAUAAACAUUUUCCGACUACUGCCAUUGCUUUAGAAGUACCAGAUUCAUGUGUGAAGAUUGCGGCCGCUUUCUUUGAAACAUUUCCAAAGCCCAAUGUACCUCAACCUACUGACAAGGAGAUCCAAGAAGGAUUGCAAUCGCUGAAAGAGCUUGGAGUUCGCAACAAGAAUUUAUAUUAUGGUGUCCUAAAUGAUUUACUAAGUCCAAUAAUCGAGGGAAAUUUACACUGGCGACACAGACUGAUGGCCAUGAACUUCAUCAGAGAUCUAGUUCAUCCGGAUGAAGUGUAUCCUGUAAAAGUAGUCCGAUACUUUCUAGGUGCAUUGAUCCAUGACUCCUUGGAUGAACGGAAAAUCGCUAUACGAACAGUCAUCUACAUAUUGAAACAGCAGAAGCGAAAACAUCAAAAGAUUAAAAUUGAUAUAUCGAAGUUUCAAAAAAAGCUAUCGACUAAUGACAAGCAGAUAGAAAAGUGGACACCUGGAGAAAGACCUGACAAUGCUUGGCUUCAAUAUGAUUUUGAUACACGCCCCGUUACUGAAGAACAAUGGAACGAACCUAGAUUCGUUCAUCAACCGUAUCUGGGUUAUUAUGCAUGGCCUAAGGAAGUGGAAGUGUACGCACCCUCGUCUCAGCAACCUUGUCUAGACCCAAAAACGCGAAAGCUGUCUGAAGUUGAGAGCGAGGUGGAUCGUUUCUUCGGGGAUAAACAGAACGUGGACAAACUCGUGAAAUUCUUCAGUUUGGAGGAGAAAAAAGGCAGAGAUAAAUUUAAUGGAUAUCGAUUCCUAUUAUUUAAGGGGCUUUUCCGUAACCAUGGUGAUGCUCACUUGCAUCAUUUCCUGCCUCAUCUGCAGAGGCUAGUGGCAGAUAAACACGAGAGUAAUCAACGUUGUGCUGCUGAAAUAACAGCUGGUCUGAUCAGAGGAGCAAAACAUUGGCCAUUCCAGAUGACGUCAAAUAUGUGGGAAGUUUUACUUCCCAUAAUAAGAACCACUUUGACAAAUUUAACAGUGGAGACUGUAGCUGACUGGGGGGUUUGCUUUGCUACAUCGCAAGAACGUAGAGAUCCCAACAGACAUCACUGGCUACUCGAAUGUUUGAUGGAAGAACCGCCACUAGGGGAGUCUGAAGCAUCAUUUAUAGAAUGUGGAAGACUUUAUGCUUUGCAGGGUGCACUCAGCCAACAGUCUUGGCGUGUGUCCCAAUUAUUUCAGCGCUUACAGACUCGUUUAGAAGACAGACUUUUCGCUAACCCAUUCCAAAACGUACGAGACCGUUUGGCGUCUCUACUUGUUAUGGUGUUUGAUGGAGAUUUGCAGUUUUCUGAAAAGUCUCCAUAUCAAACUAGUCCACGUGUACAAGAUCUAAUUGACAAAGUAAUGCCGAAAUUACAAUCACUGGCGGAAGACUUACCAGUGGCAGAAACUAGCCAGGAGAAGGCUCUCUCGACCAUUGUGGCAAAUGUCACUUUGAAUAACGAUAAAUCAAAGAACUCUAAAAGCGAAGAACGCGAUGGGGCCAUAAGGUUGUUGAAAAUAAUUUGCAAAUGGUUGAUUGGUAGUAUUUCACGAUCUCAGUACGGAGCACUGCCUGGUUUCUAUGAAUUGUUCCCCAUAGUUUGUCAAUUAGAAAAUUGUGAGACCGAUGAGGAAUUAUCCAAGACUUCUUCUGGAACGUUAGCAGUCCUUGCUCAAGCUCUUACUCUACCUCGAUAUAUAAAUGUCGCUCUGGAGACUGUGAUUAAAGUUUCCAAGAAUGGUUCAUGGUGGGCAAGAGCUACUUGUCUUGAGUACUUACAAGUCUUUGUGUUUCAUAAUAUGAGCAUAGUUCUUAGCAACAGUAUGUGGGUUAAUCGUAUUAGAGAUACGGUUCUCGAUUUGUUAGAAGAUGAACGAUUGGAGGUACGUGAGAAAGCUGGUCAAGUUCUUGGAGGAUUGUUACACUGUAAUUUCAUUCCUGACCAGGAAUCUUUAUUGGAGCAAUUUAAAGUAAAGGCAAAAACUCGAUUAUCAAAACGUAAAAAUAAAAAAAUCACUGAAGUAGCAGAGCGCGAUAGAAAUGCUGAAAUCAAUGCAAUUCGUAUAAGACAUGCAGGUGUCUUAGGACUUUGUGCAUUUAUUCGCGCUCAUCCUUAUGAUGUACCUAAGUAUGUUCCCUCGGUCUUCGAGCAUCUUGGACCUCAUCUCAAUGAUCCUCAACCUAUUCCAACAACAAUCAGAAAGACAUUAGGUGAUUUUAAAAGAACGCAUUAUGAUGGAUGGACUGGGCUUACUGGUCAUGCACAGCAGUUCACAGAGGAACAACUUGGGAUUUUGCAAGAUUUAUCUGUGCCUCCUUCCUAUUAUGCUUGAUUAUUGGCUAAACGCACUAUUUCAAUUAUCCUAAUGCCAAAUGCUGUGGUGAAGUUGUAGCUGCUCAUCGUGAAAAGAUGAUGACAAGGACAUUAAUAUUAAUUUUUAAAAUAGAUUGCGGAUGAUACUGUGCUCAUGGAAUUAAGUAGCUAAUGUUGUACUGUACAAAUAUGUUGUAUUCAAUGGGAUGGUCAAAGAAUUUUUUAAUGUUCUUAAUAAGAAUGGCUAUUUUCAAGUUAAAAUAAAUACUUAUUAACAUGAA